ACUACUACAGAAAGUGAAAGGAGGAGAAGGGAGGACUUCACGAGGAAGAAGCUUGCGAGAAGACAAAAAAAAAGUUUGAGAGAAGACCGCGUUCUGAAACUGAACAUGAACUUGGAGGAGGCGUGGUGAAGCGUUGCUCCUGACGUACGUCUACUGAGGUGGGCAGAGGAGGAGGACUCUGGAGGUCUGGACCAAAGAGCAAUCAAGCCUCAAGUUCAUUUCAGAUGGAGGUGGAUGUGCCAGACGAGAAGCGCCAUCGCACCCGCUCCAAAGUGCCCGUGGAACCAGCAGCAAUACAAGAGCUGUUCAGCUGUCCAACAUCAGUAGGUUGUGAUGGGAAUGGGCACGUCAGUGGAAAAUAUGCAAGACACAGAAGUGUGUACGGCUGCCCACUGGCCAAGAAGAGGAAGAGUCAUGACAGGCAGCCUCAGGAGCCUGCCCCCAAGAGGAAGGCCUUCCUCGCGCACCUAGACAACUCCUCCAUGGAGGAGUGCUACGAGACCGACGGCACGGAGGAGAUGGAGGAGCGUGUGGAGGUGGAGGAGGAGGACGAGGAGGAGGAAGAGGAGGAGGAGGAGGAGGAAGGGGAGGUGUAUUUGGAGGACAAUGAGGAGCAUGUGGAGCACAUAGAGGAUGGAGAGGUGGACAGAGGAGAGGAGGAAGAGGAGGAGGAGGAGGAGGAGGAGGAAGGGGACGUGGAGGAGGUCGAGCAGGAGGAGUGCGUGGAGGAAGACGAGGGUGAGGAGGAGGAGUACGAUGAGGAGUAUGAGGAGGACUACGACCACAAGAACCAGAAAUCAGAAGGUGAUAGCUUAAAUAAUGGCUAUGCCAAAUCAGGCCAGACAGCAGAGAAGGACGACAACAACAAUGAGAAUGAGUAUGAGAACUAUGAUGAGCUGGUGGCCAAGUCGCUCCUGAACCUGGGAAAGAUCGCAGAGGAUGCCGCCAACCGCGCCCUGACAGAGUCGGAGAUGAACAGCAACUCUUCCAACAGUGCCGAGGAGGAGGACGAGGAGGAAGAAGACGAGGAUGACGAAGACGAAGAUGAGGAGGAGGAGGAAGAAGAAGAGGAGGAGGAGGAAGAGGAGGAAGAAGAGGAGGAAGACGAGAACCAAGCAGCAGGAGUUGCAGGUGGUGCCGGCAGGAAAGGAGAGGGACUGAGCCUGGACGUGGAUAGCGAUGUGGUGCGGGAGACGGUGGACUCUCUCAAGCUGCUGGCGCAGGGGCACGGGGCGGUGCUCUCCAACAACCUGGACGGGGAGCCCUUCGGGGAGGAGAACGGCUGCCUGGAGAACGGAGUCGGCUGCAACGGACCAGCUGGUGGUUGUGGACGUGGUGGUGGUACUGGUGGUGGGCACUGUGGUGGUGGCUCCGGGAAGGCCACCAGCAAUGGCCAGGCGGUGGAGGAGAGCGACGAGGACGUGUGCCUCAGCAGUCUGGAGUGCCUGCGCAACCAGUGCUUCGACUUGGCCCGCAAGCUGAGCGAGACGCAGUCCGUAGACCGCUCGGCCGGCCAGUCUCAACUCCAUCAGCAGCAGCAGCAGCAGCAGCAACACGGCCAGGGCCAGGCACACCAGCUGGACCACCAGACCCACCAGACCCAGCUCUACGGUGGUGGUGGUGGUGGUGGUGGUGGUGGUGGGGGCGACCUCCAUCAGCAGCAGCAGGAGGAGCGACGGGUGCUGGAGCGAAACUACUCGGACAUGGUGAACCUGAUGAAGCUCGAGGAGCAACUGAGCCCGCACUCCAAGACCUUCUCCAGCUGUGCUCGCGAGCGGGACCGCGACCGCCACCUGGACCAUUACCUGGACCGGGACGAGGACACCAGGUCCAUCGGGUCGGACCGCUCAGAGGACGCCUUCGACAUGACCAAGGGCAACCUGUCGCUACUGGAGAAGGCCAUCGCCUUGGAGUCGGAGCGGGCCAAGGCCAUGCGGGACAAGAUGGCGUCUGAGUCGGCGCGGAGAGGAGGCAUGCGGCUACACGACGACCACCACCACCAUCACCACCACGGUCACCGCCACGGGCAUGGGCAUGGGCACGGGCACGGGCAUGGCCAUGGCCAUGGCUACGGGGAGGACUGCAAGCCACGCAUGCAUCACGACGGCAUGAAGAAGCACUUCUACCCGAAAGAUUCCUCCCGCUCGGACAAGAAGGAGAGUCGAUGCCCGACGCCCGGCUGUGAUGGCACGGGUCACGUGACCGGGCUGUACCCCCACCACCGCAGCCUGUCGGGGUGCCCACACAAAGACAGAGUGCCCCCAGAGAUUCUUGCAAUGUAUGAAAAUGUUCUUAAGUGUCCUACGCCUGGCUGCACGGGACGUGGCCACGUCAAUAGCAACAGGAACUCCCACAGAAGCCUCUCCGGGUGCCCCAUCGCAGCAGCCGAGAAGCUGGCCAAAGCCAAAGAGAAGCAUCAAUCAUGUGACGGAAGCAAGUCUAGCCAGGGCUCAGAUCGGGUGCUGAGGCCGAUGUGCUUCGUGAAGCAGCUGGAGAUGCCUCAGUACGGCCACAACAACGUGCCCACUACCACGCCGCGCUCCAACCUGGCCAAAGAGCUGGAGAAGUACUCCAAGACCAGCUUCGACUACAACAACUACGACAGUGCCCACGGGGUGUACGGCAAGAGGGCCAUCGCGCCCAAGGUGCAGGGCCGGGACACCUCGCCCAAAGGAUACGAUGCCAAGCGCUACUGCAAGACCUCCAGUUCAGCCAGCAGUACGGCUAGCAGCUACACACCCAGCAGCAGCGUCAGCAGCCUGACCUGCGGAGGAGGAAGUGGAGGAGGAGGGUGCGGGAGCAGCGCCAGCAGCACCUGCAGCAAGAGCAGCUUCGACUACACGCACGACAUGGAGGCGGCGCACAUGGCGGCCACGGCCAUCCUCAACCUGUCCACGCGCUGCCGGGAGCUGCCCCAGGGCCUGGCCACCCCCACCGGCACAGGCACAGGCAAGCCCCAGGAGCUCUGCCCACGGACCCUGGACAUAGACUUGGAUGAGAACGGCACGCUGGACCUGAGCGUGACCAAGUUGGCAGAGGGCAGCUGUGCCGUGCUCACACCGCUGGAGCCCAUGUCCCCCCGCCGCCAGGCACUGCUGGGCAACCACUGCUACCCGCUGGGCCAGGCCGCCGACUGCUGGGAGCCCCACCACCUCGACUACCCCAAGAUCAAGUGCCUGGACGAGGACGACCCCAAAGAGACUGAUGAUCUGGACCCCUUCCACGACAUUCUGGACGCGAGUCCCUACGCCACCGAUCACGAGCUGAGCAUCCCGAGUCCAAAGCCCAAGUUCGCGCCCUGCAAGGAGAGCAAGAAGGACCUCAUAACUCUUUCAGGUUGUCCUUUAGCCGACAAAAGCAUUCGGAGCAUGAUGGCCACCAACUCACAAGAGCUCAAGUGCCCGACCCCGGGCUGCGAUGGCUCGGGACACAUUACUGGCAACUACGCCUCCCACAGAAGUCUAUCAGGAUGUCCCCGGGCACGGAAGAGUGGCAUCAAGAUAACGCACAGCAAAGAAGACAAAGAAGACCAGGAGCCAAUCAGGUGUCCUGUGCCAGGGUGUGACGGGCAGGGUCACGUGACGGGGAAGUAUGUGUCCCACCGCAGCGCCUCGGGGUGCCCGCUGGCGGCCAAGCGGCAGAAGGACGGCUACAUGAACGGCUCGCAGUUCACGUGGAAGGCGGGCAAGACGGACGGCAUGUCGUGCCCCACGCCCGGCUGCGACGGCUCGGGCCACGUGAGCGGGAGCUUCCUGACACAUCGCAGUCUCUCCGGCUGUCCCCGUGCCACGUCGGCCAUGAAGAAAGCCAGGCUGUCCGGGGUGGAGAUGCUAACGCUAAAGCAGCGGCCCGGCAGCAACGGCAUAGAGACGGACGAGGAGAUUAAACAGCUGGAUGAAGAAAUCAAAGAUUUAAGUGAAUCUAAUUCACAGGUGGAAGCAGAUAUGAUCAAACUUCGAACACAGAUUACCACAAUGGAGACUAAUCUGAAGUCGAUAGAGGAAGAAAACAAGGUGAUUGAACAGCAAAAUGAAUCUCUCCUGCAUGAGCUGGCCAACCUCAGCCAGUCUGUGAUUAACAGUUUAGCUAAUAUCCAGCUCCCUGAUAUGAAACCACUGCAACACAAAGAGCCAGCCAUUAGAAACAACAGCUGUUUACAGUUGCACCAGAGAGAGCCAAUCAGCGAACAAAACUUUGAUGCAUACGUGACGACACUGACAGACAUGUACACGAAUCAAGACCAAUACCAGAGCCCAGAAAACAAAGCCCUCUUGGAAAACAUCAAACAAGCGGUACAAGGGAUACAAGUGUAGCCACCGUGCAAGGGGAAGGCAUGUUAUCAUUUAAAAAAAAACAGUUACUCAAAAAGACACUAACAGAAAAAAAGUUGAAACGGGAUGCCUCAUGGUUUUAACCAGACAGUGUUAAAUAUUCACUCCAGUUCUUUUCAAAAGAAAAUGAUAAGUGUUAUGCUUUCAGAACAUCCUUUUCUUUCUUUGUUGUCUUGCUUUCAAGGAUACUAGUUGCUGGCAGAAUAGUUUUUGAACAAACAAACAAACAAACAAAAAAACAUGAACAUUUUGUACGUUUUCAUAUAAGCUAUCAUAGUGUGAUGUAACAUUUUUAGCCGCUCAUGUAUGCACAUUUUUAGUGUAUAUUUCGGAUCAGUAAGCUAAAUCUUGUCAGACAUAUAGUACUUUUUAAUGCUAGCUGACAGAGUGGCAAAAGCUGAGGAGGUCAAGAUGAUGACCUUGAUGAUGAAAUUCAAAAAAUAUAUAUCUAUCAAUAUAUCACUCUGAGGACAUGAGAGGAGGUAGCUACUUUUUACUUUUCUUUUUCCUUCUCUUCAUCCGAUGAUUUUAUGGACUUUUCAAUGAGAUUUUUUGUGUGUAUGUACUGUAUGUAUGUAAGUAUGUAUGUACGACGUAUGUGUCCAAGCAAUGUCUUGGUUGUAAAUUGUUUUAUUUUUUAACAAUGCUUGAAAACUCUUUUUGUCUUUUGUUAAAAAAUAUAAUAUAUGAAUAUAAAUUUGGUGGUGGUGGAGUGGGGGCAUUUAGAAAACAAGAUGUUGGAUAUGAGCAUUGGAAAGAAACGGACUUGAUGUAUGAAUGUUACAGUUUUAUUGUAAACAUCAUGACACGGAAACCCUAUGGUGUAAAUCCCAUCUGUUAAGGACUAUUCUC
Engraulis encrasicolus (European anchovy) is the source of this 5183-nucleotide messenger RNA. RefSeq names its product myelin transcription factor 1-like, b (gene myt1lb). Gene Ontology annotation, molecular function: DNA-binding transcription factor activity, RNA polymerase II-specific; RNA polymerase II cis-regulatory region sequence-specific DNA binding; zinc ion binding. Lineage: Eukaryota; Metazoa; Chordata; Actinopteri; Clupeiformes; Engraulidae. Gene Ontology annotation, cellular component: nucleus. Gene Ontology annotation, biological process: regulation of transcription by RNA polymerase II. Bases 225 to 4313 code for a protein of 1362 amino acids. The transcript has 26 exons. The record is from RefSeq and is a predicted model, not a curated record.